Messenger RNA from Psilocybe cubensis, 1362 nucleotides. RefSeq lists its product as uncharacterized. Gene Ontology annotation, biological process: monoatomic cation transport. The coding region runs from base 1 to 1362 and encodes 453 amino acids. Gene Ontology annotation, cellular component: plasma membrane. Gene Ontology annotation, molecular function: monoatomic cation transmembrane transporter activity. The record is from RefSeq and is a predicted model, not a curated record. NCBI's taxonomy places the organism in Eukaryota, Fungi, Basidiomycota, Agaricomycetes, Agaricales, Agrocybaceae. The transcript has 5 exons.
AUGAACCCAAAUUCACCAGGUCACGACUCACUAGAAUCAGACAUUGAAAUGAUUGAUGUCCGUGAGGCUACGUCGCCGCCGAAACUCCACCAGAACGGUCACAUUCACCCAGAUCCUGAAUGGGACGACGAUGACGAGACUUUGCCGAAUGACGAUGGGAGUAGAGGACUGUUGAGCGGGAAUGCUGAGAGGACGCGGUUUGAGACGAAGUCUGUGAAGAAAUGGCCCCAGGUGAAGAGUAUUGUCGUCGAGAGUGCCCCGGCACUCCUUAUGACGACGGUCAGUCUGUUAUUUACAGGGAAAUUGUUGGAUAAAGUAUCACACUGGCGCGCUAUGCAAGAAGUCGACCAACUCAUCAUGAUCAUUCCCGUCGUAUUAAACCUCAAUGGCAAUCUAGAGAUGAAUCUUUCUGCUCGCUUAGGCACUGCUGCCAACAUUGGCGAACUAGACGACCCCACAGUCAGGCGGUCCAUGAUAAUGGGUAGUUUGGCUCUUCUUCAAGUGCAAACUGUCUCGGUUUCAUUCAUUGCGGCUUGCAUUGCCCUUGUUCUGGGUCGUUUCGUUCCACAUAACGGGCCUGAAAAUGCGCCAUCUUUGUCCAACAAUUCCACGACCACCGUGGUCCGCGAUCUGGCAACGUUUUCAUUGGAGCACGUAGUUCGAGACGUGGAAGUUGGCCGAAAAUCCGGAAUCCCAACAUUGAUUAUGGUGGCGGCGACUACGAUGGCUGCAGCGGCACUUUCGGGGGUUAUUCUCGGUUCAUUUAUGUGUACCCUCAUCGUACUGUGCCGAAAGUUUGACCGGGACCCAGACAAUAUAGCACCCGCCGUGGCAUCCUGCUUGGGAGAUUUGGUUACCCUCGUUCUUGUGGGAUUUGUUUCCACUCUGCUUAUACCCUUCAUCCGCACUCCAAUACCCUUCAUCGUCGCAUGUCUUGUCCUCGGCAUUGCCAUCAGCUGCUUUAUUUACGUCCUGAAAAAUGAGCGUGUGCGCCCGCUGUUAAAAGAAGGGUGGUCCCCUUUAUUUGGCGCUAUGGCUAUUAGCAGCGGCACUGGUAUCGUGUUGGACAUGUUCGUCAGCCGGUACGAAGGUUUCGCCGUUCUAGCCAUUGUGAUAUCAGGACUUCCAGGGGCUGCAGGUUCAAUCUUAGUUUCGAGACUGUCGACAGCUCUUCACGCAGCAAAAUUGGCAUUAAACAAUGCUCUUCCAUCAUACUCCACACCCCAUAAACAUCCAGAACCUAGUCCCCUUCUCACUAUGGUCACCCUACUCCUCAUCACGCUACCCGUAGAAGUCGUAUUCCUAUCCGUUUUAGAUGGCCUAGGUUGGCUUAACCUUCCGAUAUUGUCUUUGCAUCGCUAA